GCAGGGUGUGCUUGCGUGAAUAAGAAAGAGUGGGAGAUCAAGUCUGAGAGGCAAGAGAAGACAGAAAGCAGCAAGACAAAGAGCAAGAGACAUAGCCGACAGUUUGAGUGAUUCUGGUGGACAGUUUAGGGAAGAAAAAGAGAAAAGAGAAGAAUUUAUAAGGACUGAGUCCAUGAGGAGUUGAAGUUGACUGACAGGACAACAAAUUUGUCCACCUGUUUGGCACUGAGGGAUUUUGCUGGAAGAUUGAUCUUUGGAUAUCAAUUUUCAAAGACGGCUGACUGAAGAAGACAUUACUUCACUUUGAUCUUUUGAUAAACUGGAAAAAGUAGUGAGGGAAGAAGCCAGCAAGCAGGCAACCAAGAGAAAACCAAGAUUUCAAAGGACAUACACUGCAGCUUUUGAGUAAGACUACGAUCAUAUUAUUAUUACAUGAAACACACUUUGAAAACAUUAGAAAUCAACUGUUAUUAUUAUGCACAGAAAUUAGACUCUUUUUAUAAACUUGUGCAACCAAGAAGAAACAAACCUAUCAAAAAGAUAGCUUUUUAUCAAAGUUGACUGAAAGUCUUUUCUUAUUUUAAGCUAUUGAACAAACUUCUACAUAACAAUGUGCACAUGUAACCUGAGCUUAAGCACACUGGUGUAAUUACAAAGCAAGGUCAGGAAAGAAAUUAUAGACAUUUGUAAUUAAGGACCAUCUAUAACAGGAAACCAAAAAAAGGGUGAGGUCUGCGCGAGAAAGACAGAGGAGGCCGCAAGGACACCAACACGGGCAACGGGACAUUAAGAAUCUCACCAGCAAGAACAGCUGCUUUAGAGGGACAACAGGCACCAUGGAUUCUCAAGGAGGACAUUACCUCAACAAAGAAGCUGUGCUGUCCCCUUUAGGAAUAGCCCGAAUGUUCCAGCUACUGUUUGGCUGCACCAUAAUGGCCCUUGUGUCCCACAGCGCAGGCUACAGUGCCAAUUACGGAAUCUUCUGUAUGUUUGUGUGGUGCUUCUGCUUUGCUGUCACACUGGUUGUUUUCACCUUGGACAUUACACGGCUUCACACUUGUAUGCCGAUUUCCUGGGAUAACUUCACUGUGGCCUUUGCCAUGCUGGCAACACUCAUGUACAUCACUGCCUCUGUGGUCUACCCCGUUUACUUCCUUCAGACAGAGGUUCCCGAUGAGGAGUGGGAAGUCCAAAUAUACCGCAUUGCUGUUACAGUCUGCUCCGCAGUCUGCUGCUUCCCCUACGCAACUGAGGUGUUCUUAACACGAGCCAAACCAGGGGCUGUGGUUGGAUACAUGGCCACUGUGUCUGGUCUGCUUAAGGUGGUCCAAGGUUUUGUGGCCUGCAUCAUUUUUGGGGCCCUGGCUAAUGACAGUGAGUACAACAAAUAUAUUGCCAGCCAGUACUGCGUGGUGGUGUACAGCCUGUGCUUCUCUGUCACUGUGAUAGUCGUCGUACUGACGGUUUCUGGUAGGACCUCUACCCUGCGGUUCCCAUUUGAUCGGUUUGUGGUCAUCUACACCUUCUUUGCUGUGAUCCUCUAUCUCAGUACUUCACUGAUCUGGCCCAUCUUCAGCUUCGACAGGAAGUAUGGCAACACUACUCGUCCCGAGGACUGCCCACGAGGAGAAUGUCCAUGGGAUAGCAAGCUGGUUGUUGCCGUCUUCACUAACGUCAACUUAGUGUUAUAUUUUGUAGAUCUUGUUUACUCCCAGAGGAUUCGCUUUAUCUCUAGUUCUGCUGUCUGAAACCACCACCAACACCCACCAACAAGUUCAAGGCCAUAUCCAGUUUGUUCUCCAUACCCAGGUCUAUGUGAAAGACUCAAUGCCUACAUCCAUCAUUUCAUGGUGUUUUGUAGCCAGUGUAUAACACUUUUUUUUUUUUUUAAAUUAGCAGUAUUAUCUAGUUUUUAUGUUACAGUAUUCAUCUAGUCCUGAACUUCUUCCUACCGU
Messenger RNA from Oreochromis aureus, 1955 nucleotides. Its product is annotated as myeloid-associated differentiation marker-like protein 2. Gene Ontology annotation, cellular component: membrane. The transcript has a single exon. The record is from RefSeq and is a predicted model, not a curated record. The coding region runs from base 837 to 1748 and encodes 303 amino acids. NCBI's taxonomy places the organism in Eukaryota, Metazoa, Chordata, Actinopteri, Cichliformes, Cichlidae.